Messenger RNA from Petromyzon marinus (sea lamprey), 4532 nucleotides. RefSeq names its product mitochondrial adenyl nucleotide antiporter SLC25A24-B-like. The record is from RefSeq and is a predicted model, not a curated record. Gene Ontology annotation, biological process: transmembrane transport. Lineage: Eukaryota; Metazoa; Chordata; Hyperoartia; Petromyzontiformes; Petromyzontidae. Gene Ontology annotation, molecular function: calcium ion binding.
CCCCCGCCCCCUACGCCGUCACGUGGCGCAAGAGCGACAAUGCAGAUGCCCUUCUGAGGAUCCCUCUCGCCAGUGCAGCUCUCGACCAGCAGUGACCCAUCCUCGUCCUCCCGUUAGCAGCCCAUUUGGAUGCCCCCUAAUUGGCACACCUGCUGACCCCCACCACCACCACCGAGUGACCGUCGUGGCAGAUUUGUUAUUUAUUUGGGAGACAUACCCCACCCCCCGGCACCCCAGCACAAUGUCGACUCUGCAGGCAAGGGCAGAGAAGCUGUUUCACAGCCUGGACACGGACGGCAAUGGUCGCAUUGAUUUCAAGGAGCUGAGGAAUGGCCUGCGCAGCCUGGGGAUGACCCUGCUGCCCGGGGACGAGGAGCGGCUCAUGAGAGAGGCGGACAGCAAUGGGAAUCACCAACUCGACUACGAAGAGUUCUGCGUCUUCCUGGAGAGACGCAGGGACAAACUCAAGGCUGUCUUUUCCUCAAUCGAUAAAAAUGUGGAUGGCAAACUCAGCGUCGAGGAGAUCAAUCAAGCAGUGGAGGAGCAGGGCCUCGCGCUCAACCCCCGUCGGGCUAAAGUUCUCCUGCACAAGUUGGACCGCGACGGCUCGUCCACCAUCGACUGGGACGAGUGGCUGGACUUCUACCUGCUGCACCCGGCCGACAGCAUGGAGCAAAUUGUGCAGCGCUGGACCCACUCCAUGAUCUUCAACGCCGGCGACGGGCUCAUCAUCCCGCAGGAGUGCGAGGACGGCGUCACGUGGUGGCGCCACCUCCUGGCGGGCGGCGGGGCUUGCGCCGUCUCCUACUCGAGCACCGCACCACUCCUCCGCCUGCGCGUGGAGAUGCAGGUGCGCGGCACUCCGGAGCGGCCACUGCACAUGGCCGAGAGCGUGAGGAGGAUGAUUCGUGAGGGCGGAUUGCGCGCCCUUUGGAGGGGGAACGGCGCCAACGUCGUCAAGAUGCUGCCCGAGUCCGCCAUCAUGCAGAUGACCUACGAGCAGCUGAAGAAGUAUUUCCGCGGGGAGAAGCAGCGAGUCAGCACGAGCGACCGCUUUGCCGCAGGCUGCAUCGCCGGUGGCGUCUCCUCCUCCAUCAUCUACCCACUGGAGGUGUUGAGGACGCGUCUCACUCUGCGCACGACGGGGCAGUACGCGAGCAUGGUGGACUGCGCGAGGCAGGUGGUACAGGCCGAGGGCUGGAGGGCGUUCUACAAGGGCCUCACUCCACACAUGGUCGCCCUGCUGCCUCACGCUGGCAUCGACCUGGCGCUCUAUGAGACCCUGAAGGAGCUGUGGCUGCAGCACUGCGAGACUGAACACACGGAGCCAGGCUUGGGGGCAAUGCUGGCGUGCGGCGCCGUGUCCAGCACGUGCGCCCAGCUGGGCAGCUACCCCCUGCUACUGAUCAAGACCAGGAUGCAGGCCGGAGCCGUGCUGAACGGUGCUCAGGGCUCGGCGCAAGUCGGGAUGUGGGCCUCGCUGUGGCAGCUGGGGGCACGCGGCGGCCUGCUGGGCCUCUACCGCGGCAUCGUGCCCACGUUCGCGCGCGUCAUCCCAAGCGCGGCCGUUUGCAGCGCCGUGUACGACCACAUGAAGCGCGGCCUCGGAGUGACGCACGACGCCGGCGAGCAGUGCCGGUGUGCUCACGACGAGGAGGACCUCGCCGGAUGAAAGCGAGCAAGGGGUGAGCGGCGAGCGCCUGUGACAUUUCGUCGCGGGUAAUUUCAAAUAAAUACUAGGAUUGAGAGGUAAACCGGGUAGCUUAGAGGUCCGAGUGCUGAGCUGGUCGACCGAAGAUCCUGGGUUUGUGAGUCCAAAUUUCAGCUAUCUACUGUAUUUUUAAACUGGAGUCUCUGGUAUCGCGUCGACGGUCUGAGCUCAGUGACAAACGACUUCACAAAACAAAUACAAUUAUAGUUGGGUCUGCGGUCAUUUGGCUAAAUUCCAGCUCUGAGAGUUACACAUCUGUGUUGACUGUCAUGCUGUGAACAUUUACUCUCAGUGGAUGUUUUCAGUAAGCCUAAGAAAUAAGCCACGUUUUCUACGAGUGAUAUGAUCAAUGCCCGAUGGUGAACGGAUUACUCAAGAGAGAAACCGUCAUGGAAGUGUCUAUGUGUGGUUUGGCAAACGCUCGACAGCACGACCCACAUUUUGAUGGUUUGCUGUGGAGUAGUUUCCUAAACCCCAGUGCUUGAAAUAUACCACGGCAAGCCUUUCGAUCACAUUUACAAAUGAAUUCAUUAAAAGCUGCAUGCGACCGACGAUUGGUAAACACAGUUCACAUGACGUCGAGAGAAGCACUGAUUCAGAGUAAGAAUAAUUUUAUUUGAACGAGCUCUGUCAUGGGUGGUGUACAUGGACACACAUACACAGCAUUCACAAUUUGUCUAACCCAAAAGAAACCAAUUAUGGAUCGUAACAUUGGUUGUGAAAGCACGCACAAAGAAUAUCUUCACCUAUUUGAAACCAUCACCCUUAACGUCACGUGGCACAUGUCUGCCCAUCAUCAGGCACGUGCAGAGCGCGAUAACGAGAAUUGUAUUUGAAGGGAGAAGAUAGGUAAAGAGAGAAGAUAGGUCGUGAGGACUGCAGUACAAUACUGUGAAGUAAACGCUUCCUCGAGGACAGUGGUUCUUAACAUGGGGUGCACGCAACCACUGGGGUUGCGAGAUGCCCUUUCCGUGGUGGGUGCGAUACAUGGCCAGAUUUUUUUAAAGGUAAAUAAUCGAAAACACAAAUUAGGCACGGGCACGUAAGUACAACUACUUUGUUUAAUCAAACCGACGUAUUUAUUAACAUUCUACAUUUUUUUUCACGAUUGAGAACCAAAGGGGUGCAAGGCUGCAGAAAAAUGUUUAAGAACCGCCGCUCUCGGAGAUGCUGGCGAUAUCGAGUGCAGCAGAGGGCGUGCUUCUGGUGGUGAUGAGAUUGCGGGAGAUUAACCGCGAUGGUCGGAGAGGAAAUGGCCUGGAGGAUGCCGUGACGAGGUAAGGGUUCGGCAACGGUGGGCAAUCAACUCGAUAUCCCUUCUCACCGACGGACGCAUCGUCCGCAUGAGCCUUGAUCAAUCCACUGCUGGACGAAAGCUUCCCCAAGCCUUUGCCUUCUCUCAUUGGUCCAGCAAAGCAAGGAUCCAUGUAGCUACUACACACAAGCUGAUGUUAUCGCGCCAUCUCCAUGGGGCAUGUCCUCUUGGGCGUGUUCCCUCCUUUGCCUGACACUCUGUCGUUAGUCUCGACCACCGCUGGCCAUCAUCCCACUUCGUGACACGUCCAGACCAAGCUCAAUAACUUUUAUUAACAGUCACGUAUUGAUAUAAUGUAUUGACUCCUGGAGGAUACAUUUCCGUUAAAUUAAAACUAAUGCUGUAUGUAUAUACACAAUUUGUAUAUAUACAGUAAACCCAGCUGCUGGCAUGCCUUAUACCUUGUUUAAUUUAAACACUUGCUUGAUUGUUUUGAGGUGAUCUAUUGGUUUUUUGCCUUUGAUAUACGAGUUGUGAAAUGACUGUUACAACUUGUGCCACGCAGGGACCGCUGUCAUCAGUGGGUCCCUUGGGCUUAAAAAAAACUAUAAUUGGCUAUUGGAAUGAUUGAAAUGAGAUGUAAGGUGAUUGGAGAUACUGGGGCAUUUAAGAGCCCAAUUAAUAUGCAAAUACGAAAUCCUUUGCACGGCGUGUUGGUGGGUGAACUAGGGACGGGCCAGGACCCGUUGAGAUAUGAACCACCACUGAUAUUUUAGCCAUAGCUUCGAACAUAUUCAUUAUACUGAACUAAUGAAUGUGCAUUAAUAUGUCUGGAGUGCCAUUUCUCCUGAGUUACACCAAAAGUGGACUGAAAUGAAACAAUGCAAUAAUACUGGUCUUCUUUCAUUAAUAACGAGCCAUUUACUUGAAUACACGCCUUUUGGCGUCCUCUGGUCUAACACCUUUUUGAGACUAGGCUCAAAAGAAAGCUGUCUCUGGUGUGGACCAAUCAGUUUCAAAGACAAUGCAUAUAUUAUCAGAGUUUUUUGUUUGCAUUCUGACCACAAGCAUUGUGGUUAAUGUAGACAUGAUUCCUUGUAAAAUGUUUCAGUUUGGUGUUUUAACAUCUUAACACCUGUUUUGUUGCCAGACAAAAAGGGGAAAACCUAUUCUAAUUUACUUGAAUACAUUCACAGUAUGCAAACAAUUGUCAUUGCCCUGGCCGUGUGUGAAUAUAGUACAGUAAUGUGUUACAAUAUUCAAAUCACCGUUUUAAACGGUCUUCCGAGUAGACUUGAAUGUAAUUUUACUGAGUUGAAUUAACUGUUCAUUUACAGCCGUAUUUAUUCGUUCAGUGCACCGUAUAAGAACAACCAUUUCAUAUCAUUGCCCUAAGUGCAUUUCAUUUCUAUAUCUCUAUGUGCGUGUGUGUGUGAAUCGCUAAACCACAUCGCUUUGAUGAGAUCGCCUGAUCGGGAGACGCUGUCUCAUCGUUUGCUAUCGUCCGAAGGAUGCGUGUGCUUUUCUGUGAGUGAAAAAGUUGAAAUAAAAAAACAAUGUUCUUGA